Molecule: messenger RNA, 788 nt
Organism: Effrenium voratum
Lineage: Eukaryota; Dinophyceae; Suessiales; Symbiodiniaceae
Source: the annotation of a GenBank genome assembly
CUCUUUACCGGUCCCUUGGCUUCACCUUGGCGGUCCAUGCUGUGCGCAAAUGCGGCGCCGCGGGGCCGGCAGAGGUCUCGAGCCAGAGGACGAGAGGAUCCCGGGCUUGCAGCAGGUUCUGCACUUUGGCGCCGCAGCAGACAAACGCAGCACCAGCCACGGCCCCCCGCCGCCGCUGGCGUCUGCCAUUUGUGCCUUUCUUGGGGCCUGUGCCGCCGCGCGCCUGGGGCGCUGCGCGGUGGGCUUCGGGCGCUUCACGCCGACAGGCCUGCAGGGGCCAGAGCUCCGGACCUGGGCAGGGGAGCAUUGGCCGGCCGCUUCCGUGGACCUGCCGGGCACCGGCGAGGCGGCAGCGCGCCUGGCGGCACUGGUUGCGCCUUCUGCCGACGCGAGCCUGGUGCUGGAUGUGGCCUUUGCCUUCUUCGCCCGGCAGCCGAUCACCGCGCUGGAGGAGCCGGACGUGCGGGGCCAGCGGCCGCUGCAGGUGUUGGCGCGGCGUAAGUGCCCUGCGCUGCUGCGACUGCUUCUGGACUUUCGAGCCGAGGUCAAUGCCGCAGGGCGCCUGGACGGGCGCUGCGCCCUCCAUCAUGCGGCGCAAGCGGGGGAUGCACAGUCCGUGCGCUGGCUGCUGGCUGCGCGUGCUGACCCCCAGCGCAGGGACGAUCUGAGGAUGCUGCCGUUGGAUGUGGCGGCUCGGGUGCGCGCAGAGGAGGUCCAAGAGGCGCUGUUGGCGGCAAUGGCGCCGGCGCCAACGUGCUCUGCCGGCUGCUGCGUCACGUGAGUGGCUG